CGUCAACGGUCGUUUUAUUUUUAAACUCCCAACCGGAAGCUGUGUUUGUGGCUGCCUCUGGCUUGACGGCAGUGUCAGAGGAGUCCGGGCUGCAGCUGACAGUUGUGAGAAGUGGGUUAGAUGUUCAUUUUCGGUUUGAAGCUCAACCAUUGAUCGGCCUAUAUUCACAGCUCGGCCCUGCGCUAGGCAUAUGCUCUAUGUAUGAAUCCGACGGAGAGUCUUUGCCAUCGCCAUGCUGAAACUAUCCAAAGCAACACACUGCCUUUGUUUGUUGUUUGUGUGGGAGACAACAGUUUUCUUGGGAACUUUCUCCCACGCUGGAAGUUCUGACCAGGAUGCUUUCACCAUCCGGCACACGGACACAGGGCAGUGUAUGGUGGCACAGGCCGCAGGUGUGGACCUCGCCCCUUGUAACAGCACCAGCGGGUCCAAGUGGUGGAAGUGGGGCUCGGGUCACCGGCUCUUCCACACAGACACAUCCCUCUGCCUGGGCUUGGAGGUCCAGUCCAAAACCUUGUCCCUUUUUGACUGCGGGGGGGCCAGCCAAUCGCUAGAGUGGCGCUGUAUGGAAGGGGUUGUUUACACCGUGUACCAGAUGGGCCUGUCGGUCAACAACGGCAAAGUCGGUGCCAAGCGGGACUCUGUAGAUGCUUGGACACGAGAUGCAUCCCAGGACAACAUCUGCCAGAGGCCAUACCGUGUUGUCCACACCACCCAUGGGAACUCUGCCGGCGCUCCCUGUGACUUCCCCUUCCUCUACAAUGGGAGCUGGCAUCACGGCUGCCUCCCAGCUGAAGAUUACCCCGGAAUGUCCUGGUGUGCCACCACUUCCGACUAUGACCAGGACAAAAAGAUGGGACACUGUCUAAUACCUGAGGAAGGUUGCCAAACCUUGUUUGCAGGACAGGAGGGGGGAACUUGCUAUGAGUUUGUUCCUGGUGCAGCAGUGACCUGGUAUGAAGCUUUGGAUUCAUGUCGUAGCCAGGAAGCUGAUCUUCUCAGUCUCUCUGGUCCAGAAGAGCUCUUCUCCACCUCCCUCAUGGGCGGUCUGGGCAAAAUGCCUGACAAGAUGUGGAUAGGACUCCACCAGCUGGACACAUCUCAAGGCUGGCAGUGGUCAGAUGACUCGCCUCUCUCCUACCUGCGCUGGGAAUCAGGAAGUCCGGACACCUCCAUACUUGUUGAAUCAGACUGCGGAGUGCUGAACUCUAAGAAGAACUAUGAGUCUGAGUCAUGCAACAAGCGGCUGCCGUAUGUCUGCAAGAAGAGGGUCAAUGCUUCUCACACAACUACAACAGAGUCUACAGCAUAUAAAGAAACCGUAUGUGCAGAUGGCUGGGUCCCGUGGAGUGGCUGGUGCUACAGGCUGGUGAAGGAUGAGCCCCAGAACUUUGUAGAUGCCCAGUUGCACUGUAACAACACCGAAGGCGGAGGGGGAGGUUCUCUGGCCAGCUUCCACUCGUUGGACAGCAAGGAGAUGAUGAGCACAAAUUUCCAGCAAGAGGGCCAGGUGUUGGAUGUGUGGAUCGGUCUGAUAGGUACAGGCAUGGACUCCAUUGUCUUUAAGUGGGCUGACGAGAUGCCGGUCACUUUCACUUACUGGGGCCCAAAUGAGCCAUCCCAGCCUGCCCAGGAUCCCGGCUGCGUCUUCUAUUCUGGACCGUCUCAUGGUUGGAGGGUAGGAAACUGCACAGAGAAACUGCCUUUCAUGUGUCAGAAGAAAGGAGAGGUCAGGGAGUCGGCGACAGAGCUUGGAUGUCCACCAGAGGGUGGCUGGAAGAGACAUGGUAACUCCUGCUAUCAAGUGAACACCAAGAAAGUGUCCUUCAAAGAUCGCUGUAACAUCGCUAUAAGAAACAGGUUUGAGCAGGCUUUCAUCAGCCGUCUGCUUGUGGAGCAGAUCAGUAGGGAAACUCAGUAUUUUUGGAUCGGGCUCCAGGACAUUAAGAACACAGGGGAGUACCAGUGGCUGAGCCAGAAUGGAUCACAGGAUCCAGUUAUGUACACCAACUGGGGCUCGAGUGAACCAGAUCGAGAUGGAGGCUGUGCAGUGAUGUCCACAGCCAAACCCCUGGGCAAAUGGGAGGUGAAGAACUGUACCAUUUUUAAAGCUGGGACCAUUUGUAAGACAGACCUCACUCCACCACCAGCACCAGAGCCAGAGCCAAGCUCCAACACAUCUUGUCCUCAAGGAUGGAUGUCCAGAACCGGCGUCAAAUACUGCUACAAGGUCUUCCACAAGGAGCGUCUGAGCAGGACGCGCUCCUGGGAGGAAGCAGAGAGGUUUUGUCAAGCUCUGGGUGCCAACCUGCCCAGUUUCACCCGCCAGGAAGAGAUGACAGCCCUGCACUAUGUCAUGCGAGACACCAUCAGUGAUAGCCGUUUCUUCUGGGUUGGCCUGAACAGGAGGAACCCAGCAGACCGCUCUUGGGAGUGGAGCGAUGGCCGACCUGUACCUAUGGGUGUUUUACACCAUGAUCUGCAUGAGGACGAUGCAUACAAUCGGAACUGCGCUGCAUUUAAGACAAUGAGGAACAGCUUGAAACACUUGUUUGAAUUCCUGCUCCACGACAUUCGUCCCAGGCCUUUCUAUGCUACGCCUUUCCACUGUGAUGCUAGGCUAGAAUGGGUCUGCCAAAUACCCCGGGGAAAAAAACCAAAGACCCCUGACUGGUACAAUCCUGGUGGGCACCAUGAGACGUCGAUUUUUGUAGAUGACCGGGAGUUUUGGUUUGUGUCGGAGCCAAAGCUGACAUUUGAGGAGGCCAGACUCUUUUGCAGUGCAAAUGGUAGCCAGCUGGCUGUACCACAUAGCUUCACUGCUGCCACACAGAUCCACCAGUACCUGGCAAAGGUGUCAAGUUCUCCUCAGCAAAGCUGGUGGGCCGACGUGAGAGAGCCUGGGCGUUUCUACCCCAUGACGUUCAGACAGAUGCACUUCUAUCAUUCACUUUUCCUGGGCAGAUGCACCUCUCUCAGCCUUGAAAGCCUCUUCCCAGAGUACGACAACAGUUGUGAACGGCGGCUGCCCUUUGUGUGUGAGAGGCACAACACCACGUCAGUGGAGAGAGACCCUUUGGAGCCUCAUGCUGGAGGACUGGCCUGUGAGAACGGCUCCAUUGCCUUCAGAAAUAAGUGCUACACAGUGGUUAAACCUUUUCGGCAUUGGACAUUCAUGCAAGCCAAUGAGGAAUGCAAGUCCCUGAAGGGAACUCUGGUCACCAUAUCUGACCAGGUGGAGCAAGACUUUAUCACCACACUGUUGCCAGAAAUGGAGAAAAUAGAGAAAAUAUGGAUUGGUCUGAAGCUCAAAACUGAAGACCCACAGUGGAUGGAUGAAUCCCCGGUCAGCUUUGUGAAUUUUAACCCCCUGCUUCACGGCAUGCUCAGGCCGAUACGCGUCAACUUGCUUACAGAUAACAUGGAGUUAUGUGUCUUUAUGAUCACUAAUAACAACUCUGCCAUGAUGGGUACCUGGGACUACACCACCUGCAGUGAACAACAGCACCUGGGCAUUUGUCAACACUAUGCAGACAAACCAGAGGAGCCCAAGUUUCCCUCAGAGCUGCUCCACAUCAAUAACCACUCCAUCCUGCUGCUUCAGGGCAAUCUUACCUGGCCCGAGGCCUUGAAACAGUGCAAGGACAACAACAUGGAUCUGGCAAGUGUGAGCGAUACUUUCCUGCAGUCCGUCCUCACUGUGCACGUAAGCCGUGCACGCACACCCAUGUGGAUCGGCCUCUUUAGUACAGAUGAAGGGAUACACUACCACUGGUCCGACAACAGUCACAUCGUAUUCAGCCGCUGGUCCUCCGAGGGCACUAGUGGCUCGUGUGUCUACUUGGACACUGAUGGCUUCUGGAAGGCUACUGAGUGUGAGGAGGAGCUAGGAGGCGCUAUCUGCCACGAACCACACAAGGAGACCAUCACUACACCAGAAGAUGCUAUAGUGAAGUGUCCCCACAAAAUCAACGGUCCAACCUGGUUCCCCUUCAAGAACAACUGUUACUCCUUCCAGCUGGUUUCCUCCAGAUGGGACCAGUUUAACAGAGGGCUGAUUCGUGACACCUGCAAGGAUCUAGAUGAAAAAGCAGAAAUCCUAACCAUCCGGAAUGCAGAGGAGAAUGAGUUUGUCAAGCAGAACCUCAUCCCCUUCAGAAACCUGGUCCAGUUUGUAUGGCUGGCUCUCUUCAAAGAUGACAAUGAUAACCAGAUGAAGUGGUAUGAUGAUACAAAUGUCCAAUACUCCAACUGGAGAAAUGGCAGACCAGACAUUGAAGGAGACUUCAUGGCGGGUCUGAACCCUGAUGGUGUAUGGGAGCUCAUCACAUACAGGCCGUAUUUUGCGGACUUCAAACAGAGAAGCAUUGUGGCCUGCAAACUGGACAAUGAGUCAAAAGAGCAGUACUCCCAGACAUUGAAGGAUUUCCAAAACUAUGGCAGCCUAACUUACCAAGUUGUUAAAAGAAAACUGAGUUGGUUCCAGGCCCUGGAGGAGUGCGGUCGGCGUGGAGGGCACCUGGCAAGUGUCCACGACAUCCAGCAUGAUGCACAUUUGGGGCACAUCGCCAGGACAGAUGGCUUCCCACUCUGGAUCGGCCUAUCCAACCAGGACGCUAGCAGCUCAGCCUAUGAGUGGUCUGAUGGGACUGGAUAUGAGUACAGUGCCAUCUCGCAGGAGGGGUCCAGCUCAGUGGAUCAGCAGACUGGCUGUGUAUUUAUUACCCACACUGGAAGCUGGGUGAGGGCCGACUGCCACACCUUGGUAGAAGGCGCCAUCUGCUACAACACCACUAAAACCACCUUGUCCCAGAGGGCCAAACUGCAGGCAGCUCCAGUGACCAAAAACUGUCCCCAGAGCAGUGGUGCAGCCAGCUGGGUGCAAUACCAGGACCACUGCUAUGCCUUCGACAUGAGCUUCUUCAACUACAGCGUCUACAACAUGGAGAAGGCCAAGAACAUCUGUCAGAAUCUGGAUGCUCACCUGCUGACUAUAAACACCAAAGAGGAAAAUGAGUUUGUUACAAAGUACAUGUCCGAUAACCCUCUUAUCACCAGUCGAGUAUGGCUGGGUAUGGACCUUGAUACUCAAGGCAAGCCUGUGGCCUGGUUGGAUGGUUCAGCUCUGGCCUUCUCUAACUGGAAGAAUGGGGAGGCUGUUUCUAAGGUGAGCUCAGAAGCUCCCUGCGCUGUCAUGGUGUCGGCAGACAAAGGCGUCUGGAAUCACGUCAGCUGCAAGGAUAACCACAGCCGUGUUGUCUGCAAAGUCGCAGCAAGGUCUGGAGGCUCUCCGGUGGCUCUGGGUUUCUUCCUGGUGGUCGUCAUCGCUCUUCUGUCAGCCAUCGGCUUCAUCAUCUACAAGAAGAAGAGAGCCUACUUCUCAUCCACUGUCCGCUAUAAGAGGAACUUUGAUGAAGCGGACACCACCAGUAUUAUAACAGAAGCUGAUUGAGCUUACUUAAAUAAUCAGCCUCAGGAAGCAACAACGUGCCUGCCCUGUUUGCAUUUUGGAACUUCUCAGCAACAGCAAAUGCAGCUUGCCCAUUUUUUUUUUUUGGUAAUUAUUUAUUUGAGUUUCUCUCGUCAUUGUUGACAAAUUGUGAAUAUGCCCCAAGUUUGGUUAUUUUAUUAGAUUUAUUUUUAAAUAGGAGGGUACCAAUAAUUAUCCUCCUGCCCCUCCAACAAUAAGCUGAUCCAGCCCAUUGAUUUACAUGAUUUUUUGAGAUCCUGGUCUCAUACAGGAAAUGUUUUAAGUUGAUUUCAACAAAUAUAGCCUACAGUGUGUCAAAAUUAUAACUAAAUCUCCCAUUCAUUUAUCACUGAUUAUGCCCAAAUCCCAUGUUUGUGUGGCUGUUAUCAGACAACCAAAUCAUGCAGUUUUGCUUUAAAUUUUAAAAGGUAGUGUCAAUAAAUCUUAUCCAAACUGUUAUUCAUCAACUCCUUUAGAUUUCACCUCCAAACAUGCAUUUUAACAGCAUGUGAAGCAUCUCUUAUUAAUGGAAAAUAUUGCUGACUGUGCCUUUUACUGUAAGACUGUUAUUUCAGAAAAGAUCAGCUUUCCAGAAGAAAGCACUGGAUAGUUUAUGUGCAUUGUUCCUCUGAUAAGAAAUAUUUAUAUAUACAUAUACUCAUUCAGUUGCCCUCUUAAUGACCUAAUGGUAGGCAUUCAGUAGUCAAAUUUUAAUUGUUGAAAGAGCUUCAUUUGUAAUCCUGCUGAUUUAAGAGGUGCACCACGUCGUCUGAGCAUCAAGACGACUCCGAAGCACACCUGUUUGUAGAAUGUAUACCUUUGUAAAUCAGCCUUUCCUAUGCACUUAAAACUACUGAGCAAGUAAGCACUUUAAUAAGUCAUGGAGCAACAGUUCCUGCUGCAUUCAAGCACAAUGAAGUGUGGAGAUGAUUUUUUUUUCAUUAUUGCUUUCUUAAGGACUCUGGAAUUGCACUGGUGGUUGCUGUAAAUGCUUUGUAAAUAUAUGAUGUAUGUUUUUAUAACUGAGAACUGAACCAAAGAUGCUUUGAAUCUGUUGAAUGUUGAUAGCCUUGGCAUUCCUCUGAUUUUCAGGAAUCGCCUCAGUAGGGUGGGUUCUGCUUGCUAACCCAUUCAUAUCAAGACAUAGACCAAAUGUUGUUCUCCCAUUACACUGGUCAUAAACACAUCUCUUCAGCUCACAUCAGGUACAGUGUCCUUUCAAUAAAAUGACCUGUCUUCA
Molecule: messenger RNA, 6710 nt
Organism: Myripristis murdjan (pinecone soldierfish)
Lineage: Eukaryota; Metazoa; Chordata; Actinopteri; Holocentriformes; Holocentridae
Gene: ly75
Product: lymphocyte antigen 75
Exons: 35
Coding region: 233-5452 (1739 amino acids)
Source: RefSeq, a predicted model, not a curated record